GACCGUUCAGUUGUCAUCUGAGAACUGUCUGGGGUGGAUUUAUCGCUGCCCGUGUCUUACAAAUCCAAUUCCUUUUGGUUGUUUUAAAUAUAGCGAAGCUUUCCGUCUGCUUUCUGACGACACCAUCCCGACACUCCUCCAAGACGUAAAAAUCCCAUGACGUCGCGUCCACUUUCGCAAUAAACUCUGCAUCGGAAUCGAAGAGAAAUUGUGCGAAACGCUCCCGGUCCCGACGACAUUUUCCUCUUACUUCCAACCGGCCGCGACGGUGGCGGCGGAUAUUUCCUCGCAUUUCGAAUGAGACAAAAGUGACGGUGAUGAUAUUUAUGAUAUUUCCCUCGCGAUCCGUGCCAGCAAAAAUAUUUUUAUAGAAAUUUUUGGAUAUUUGUGAUGCGUUGUUUUCGAGAAUCAGAUUGAAGUCUCCCCGCGGCAAGAAUUUUCCAAUGACUGUGGUGCAAUACGUGCGGAGUUGUGUGGCGGUCGAAAGAAACGAAAAGGGCGAACUGCGACGGUCGUAAUAGAGUAAACGUUAAGACAAGGUUCCCGGGGGUGACGUGCCUGAAAGGUUCACAAAGGACUCAGUGCAGUGCUGGGGAGUGCGAAAGGUCCCUUUGACUCAGACGUAACCUUUGUCCCCCGACCGGUCGGUGCGCGGUGGUAAGCCCUCGCUGCUAAUUAUGGAUGACGAGCUCGAGGACAAAGUCCUGUACCAAACGUUCGUCUCCCAAAUGAAGCUCAUGUCCAAGUUCGCCGUUGGCGUGUCCUCCAUCAACUCGCCCCUGGCCUAUGUCUGGAAGCUGCUUCGCCUCUACCUCCUUCGCCCCGAAGUCAUCUUCUGCGGAGUUAUCUUAUUCAUUUUAUUCUUGUACUUGCAAGCGAUCGACAUAUGGAGCCGCGGCCUGCUGGGAAGGCUGCAAGCCACCCUGGGCUACACUCGGCAACGUGCGAACAAGCUCAAGCUAAUCGACAUCUCGCAUGCGGACAAGCAAGCCUGGGAAGUCAACAAGUCGACGUGCGCAGCCUAUGCCCUGCUCGGAAGGCGACCUCGCAUGGAAGAUCGAUUUGUGCUCGACGAGAAUAUUAGCAACAAUACCGGCAUCGCAUUUUUUGCAAUAUUUGACGGUCAUGGGGGUGAAUUUGCUGCUGACUUCGCUAAAGAUAUGCUCGUACCAAGCCUUUAUAAUAAAAUAAUUGAAACAACAAAUCUACUAAAAUCUCCAUCCUUGUUAAAUGAAGACAACGCGUUCCUACGACGAAGAGGCAGUCGCCGCGAAGAAAAUCCACAAAUAUCAGUACAUGAUGAAAAUAAGGAGAAUGUUCCUGUGUCGUUGCGAAGGAAAGACAGUUUACGUAAAGCGCAUAGUACAAUGGAUGACUGUGCACGAUCAAAUGUGCCAGAGAAGCCAACAGAUGUUUUCACAUCUCAAUUGAACUCAUUAAUUCGACCUUUAACCAAAGAUAAUCUCCUAAAUGUGAAUAACAACACAAAUAUCCUGAAACCUCCUCCAAGUUUGGACGCAAAGUGUUAUAUCGAAAAUGGGAAAAUCAACUUCGGCAAAAUGAUAACAGAUGAGGUCCUCGCGACUGACUACAAACUAGUUGAAGCUGCAAAAAAAUCGACUAAUGUAGCUGGGACAACAGCUCUGAUCGCAAUAAUUCAGGGAACAAAACUAAUUGUUGCGAAUGUCGGGGACUCUCGUGGUGUAAUGUGCGAUUUGAAAGGAAACGCAAUUCCACUAUCGUUCGAUCACAAACCACAGCAGGUACGGGAACGAAAGCGAAUUCACGAUGCCGGCGGUUUUAUCUCGUUUCGUGGUGUUUGGCGUGUCGCCGGUAUUCUGGCUACAUCUCGAGCAUUGGGCGAUUAUCCCCUCAAAGAUAAAAAUCUAGUCAUAGCCGAUCCCGAUAUUCUUACGUUCGAAUUGAAUGAUCACAAACCGAGCUUCGUUAUACUUGCCUCGGACGGCCUCUGGGAUACAUUCUCAAACGAGGAAGCUGUCGCAUAUAUCAAAGAUCACUUACAUGAACACGAUUUCGGUGCUAAAAGUUUAACACUUCAAUCCUACUAUCGGGGAUCUGUAGAUAAUAUAACUGUUAUUAUAAUUAGUUUUAAGAAUGGUGCGUAUCGAGUUAGUAGUGCGGCGACAACGCCACCCGUGACAAACGAUAAGAAUUUAGUAAGCUCAAAGUAAAAUUAAAACAAGAAUUUUAUACAAAUUAGGGUGAACAAAAAAAUUGAGUAAUUAUUGCGAGAGGGGGAUAUACAACAAAAGUUUAUUUAUCACAUUGUUUUGAUACAUACCGAGUACAUUUGAAUUUGUAGUUUGCACUUUUCUGUUGUCAUCGUUUGAGUUCGAUCCUAGUAUUGUUUCAGGCUAGUUACACUAUUGAGCAGAUCAAUAUGUUAUCAUUAUAACUGUCGGCAUAUCGUUGAUAUUGUUAUUGUAUUCUGUUUUGGUUAAGAUUGUCAUUUAAUAAAAGUGAAUUAGUAAUA
Messenger RNA from Hermetia illucens (black soldier fly), 2494 nucleotides. RefSeq names its product protein phosphatase 1L. Gene Ontology annotation, biological process: protein dephosphorylation. The record is from RefSeq and is a predicted model, not a curated record. Bases 678 to 2192 code for a protein of 504 amino acids. The transcript is spliced from 6 exons. Lineage: Eukaryota; Metazoa; Arthropoda; Insecta; Diptera; Stratiomyidae. Gene Ontology annotation, molecular function: cation binding; protein serine/threonine phosphatase activity.